Messenger RNA from Penicillium mononematosum, 1512 nucleotides. RefSeq names its product putative F-box protein (Pof7). The coding region runs from base 1 to 1512 and encodes 503 amino acids. The record is from RefSeq and is a predicted model, not a curated record. NCBI's taxonomy places the organism in Eukaryota, Fungi, Ascomycota, Eurotiomycetes, Eurotiales, Aspergillaceae. The transcript is spliced from 4 exons.
AUGGACGACAACGACGAACUCGAGUCGUUCCGCCAACAGUGGCGCGAGGAGGUCACUCGUCGAUCAAAACCCAAGGCUACCGCUCCUACUCCUACGACUCCAGCUGCGACUGCCCCGCCACCCGCUCGUCUUCCGCCCACACGCCAUGAGGCCUCUCACCGCAAAGCGAUCGAAGAGGAGGGUCCCCCGUUGGCUUCCUUUGACCCCGAUGAGAUCGCCCAACAAGUUGGCCAGCUGAGCGUGGAACCACUCGAAGAUGACUUCUCACGCCGAGAGGUAGCAGAACCAACGUCUGCGUUGGAGCACUUUGAACGAGCGGUCGAGAAGGAGGCCGAAGGCAACCUGGGUGACAGUCUUUCACAUUACCGAAAGGCGUAUAGGCUAGAUUCGUCUGUCGAUAAGUCUUACCGGAAUAAGCACUAUGCCCAUGUAUGGAAGAGGCCAAAUCAGCCCGCACCCACCACCCAUGCCGCUGUGACCCAACAGACCGAAGAGAGCCCGACUCUCCCGACACCUGAGCUCAUUGCGUCGUUUGCGCACGUGCCAAUAUCACCGGUAGAGCCCAUCGUCGAAAACACACCACCGCCCCCUUGCCCAAUUGCCACCGUGCCAUCGGAAGUGCUAGUUGAGAUUCUGCGACAUGUGGCAAUGGAUGACCCAUCAGCCUUCGGUCGGACGGCAUUGACGCAUCUGUCAAAGCCGGGAAUUUGGCUUCCAGGAAUGCAUUAUGACUUUGCGUGCGACCUGCAUGGCGAACCGAUCUAUACCCUUGCUCCGCGAUACACUCCGUUUCCCAAGGACGGGCCUGUGGAGAUCCCUCCGCCGCUGUCUUCGUGGAGCCAAGUGUUCCAGACCCUCCCUCGGAUUCGUUUCACGGGCAUCUACAUCAGCACGGUCAACUACACUCGGGCUGGUGCUGCAUCUGCGUACUCCAAUUUGUCGUGGAACAAUGGCUCGGUAAUCUCGCUGCUCACUUCAACGGAGCCAGUCGAUGUGGUUCCUCACAUCAGCAAGGAAAAUGUGAUGGCGGCGCGCACCCCAGCACACCGGAAGCAUCAACGGCGUGCUUCUGAUGCGGGUCAUACACUCUCUGGCGCAACUGAUUCCGUGCCACCUCUCGCCAUGAAUACAUUGAAGCAUGGCCUUCGGGGUCGGUGGCGUUUGGCUUCACCCGUUGACAUAUCUGAAAUUUCAGAAGCCCCCGCCGAAAUCUGGAAGCCCGGCUCAGCGUCCGACCAGAAAUCGCUGCUUUCGGAUGAGCGAGAUCUCCUCAUUGAAACAGAGGGUGUAGAUCCCAAGUAUGUUUACACGAUGCAUCUAUCGCUACGUUCAUCGACCGUACCGAAAUCUUCUCAAGUUGGACCGGCUCCUCCCAACCCAUCCAAGAACACCAAGCUAGCGUGGAAGGGUUUCUGGAGUUACAACAGACUCACGGACGACUGGGGCGAGUUCGGCCUUCGCAAUGACCGGGCAUAUGUGUUCCGACGCGUACGCGGCUGGGGCCUGGAUUGA